AGAGAAUCAGCUUCUGCCUGUGAGAGAGAUUGUGCCCCGUUACUGUAACCCUAAGAGGCACAGAAGCCCCAGAAGCUGACAAUUCUCUGAUUCUUUGGAUAAAGACAAGAGGCCAUUAGACCGUGCAACUUCUCCAACACCAGGAAAUCCACACAUUGGGGAGAAAAAUCUGUAUCCGACUGAGAAAAAGCUUUAGUGCAAUGAGCAUUCCCAACUCCCAGAUGGAACUUCCCUCAGUGGCACCACAUGAAUGCCCAGAAUGUGGGAAAAGAUUCUCAGGAAGAAACAAACUUACUAUUCAUUACAGAGUUCACACUGGGGAGAAACCAUUCAUGUGCACGAAAUGUGGGAAAAGUUUCAGGGAAAAGCAUCGGCUUACAGAACACCAAUUAAUUCACACUGGGGAGAAACCAUUCAUGUGCACGGAAUGUGGGAAAAGUUUCAGGAAAAAGCAAAGCCUUACAGCACACCAAUUAAUUCACACAGGGGAGAAACCAUUCAUGUGCACGGAAUGUGGGAAAAGUUUCAGGCAAAAGCAUCAGCUUACAGCACACCAAUUAAUUCACACAGGGGAGAAACCAUUCAUGUGCACGGAAUGUGGGAAAAGUUUCAGGCAAAAGCAUCGGCUUACAGCACACCAAUUAAUUCACAUGGGGGAGAAACCAUUCAUGUGCACGGAAUGUGGGAAAAGUUUCAGGCAAAAGCAACUCCUUACACAACACCAAUUAAUUCACACAGGGGAGAAACCCUAUGCAUGUACAGAAUGUGAUAAACAAUUCCAUAAAAGGAGAAGCCUUCUCAGCCACCAGAGGAUUCAUACAGGGGUGAAACCAUUUGUGUGCAUGGAAUGUGGGAAAAGCUUCUCCAACAAGACCUACUUUCAGAGACACCAGAGAAUUCACACAGGGGAGAAACUAUUUUCUUGCACAGAAUGUGGGAAAUGUUUAAUCACAAAAAGCCAGCUUGGCAACCAUUACAAGGUUCACACAGGGGAGAAACCAUUUUCUUGCACAGAAUGUGGGAAACGUUUCACCACAAAGACCAAGCUUGGCAGCCAUUACAAGGUUCACACGGGGGAGAAACCAUUUUUUUGUACAGAAUGUGGGAAAAGUUUCACCACAAAGAGCCAGCUUAACAGCCAUUACACGGUUCACACAGGGGAGAAACCAUUUUCUUGCACAGAAUGUUGUAAAAGUUUCACCACAAAGAGCCAGCUUAACAGCCAUUACACGGUUCACACAGGGGAGAAACCAUUUUCUUGCACAGAAUGUGGGAAAAGUUUCACCACAAAGGCCAAGCUUAACAGCCAUUACACGGUUCACACAGGGGAGAAACCAUUUUCUUGCACAGAAUGUGGGAAAAGUUUUGUUUCAAACGGAAACCUUACCAAACACCAGAGAAUUCAUGCGUGAGAGCAACUUUCAUGUGUAGGGAAUUCGGGAAACCUUAUUCUACAAAAGUCCAACCAGCAACUCCGUCAUCCCCACCGGGGAGAAACCAUUCACUUGCACAGAAUGGGGUUUCCCCAAUAGAAGGUUUCAUCACCUCCCCCAGAACAUUCAUACAGGGGAAGAGAUACAGUCACUGAUUUCUCCUCCAUAUUCUCCCAUUCCAACAUUGCCUAUUGGCCAUUGGAGCUGCCAAUCAUAUCUGUAGGUACCAACCCACACACUAUGGGGUUAUUUGUAUGUAAAAUAUAUUCCUCAAUAAAUGUAAUGCAAUA
This is a messenger RNA of Xenopus tropicalis (tropical clawed frog), 1723 nucleotides long. RefSeq names its product zinc finger protein 665 (gene znf665). The coding region runs from base 201 to 1412 and encodes 403 amino acids. Lineage: Eukaryota; Metazoa; Chordata; Amphibia; Anura; Pipidae. The transcript has 2 exons. Gene Ontology annotation, cellular component: nucleus. The record is from RefSeq and is marked provisional.